CCACAGGCUCACGCAAUGCAAACUCUGCACGCAACUGGGAGGCGACAGGCAGAGGAGGGGGAAACUUUCCAACUUCAUAAACCCUGAAGAUGAAGGAGAUUUUCCCUCCUGCCACAGGAGUCCGCGAGCUCACAGCCCCGCCAGCCCUUCAACUGGAACCGCUUUGCUAAACGUUCACCCAAAGGCAGGAAACCUCGAAGGCUCAGCCAGUCCCGAUGGGUUGGGGCCAAAGGCAAUUCACAAAGAACCGGCUCCCGUAGGGAAGAACCGGGCGGCUGCGAUUUGUCAAUACCAGGGCUAACUGCGGGCUGGCGGCUGCAGCUGCUGGUGGAAUUGAAGCCAGGAGAGCCAGUGCCAGGACGCUGCCCAGCCGGGCUCCGGCUCAACUCAGGGGGAACUAAACUGUCCUGUAAGCCGCUCAUUUUUCUCCAGCAGGUUUUGGUUGCCCCAUCGCCCGGGCUCUGUGCGGGGAUCGCACCUGGCUGAUGUCUAUUUAGUCUGAACGAGGCAGGCUUUUGAAGUGCGAGCUCUGAAGGGUUAACACGCUUGGAAGGUUAGAACAACGCAGGAUGCGGGAUCGGGUGCAACUGGCAUUUGCCUGCACAUGACCUGCCAAGCUGCGGGUGACAAGAACCUGGGCUUCUAAUGAGUUUCCCACAGUCUGGGAUCUGAACCUCACUGCUGCGCUGCGUGCUGAGUCUCCUGCUGGGGCGGCCCAAUUGCACGGAUCAGUUGCUGCGGGCUCCCCGGAUCCUCCCACUGGAGCCCAGAAAUCUCGGGUGGAAGCAUUUCUCAGCAGCAUGGCCCUCCGGCGGCUGGGAGAGGCGCUCUCCAGCAUCCCGCCCCUGCAGAGCGCCCUGCUGCUGCUCCUCUCCCUGCUCGCCGCCAUCCACCUGGCGAAGCUCCUCCUGCGGCAGCGGCGCCUGGAGCCCCCGGGCCCUUUCCCGUGGCCCCUGAUCGGCAACGCGGCUCAGCUGGGCAGCGCCCCGCACCUCACCUUCGCCCGCCUGGCCCGCACCUACGGCGACGUGUUCCAGCUGCGCCUGGGCAGCCGGCCCGUGGUGGUGCUGAACGGCGAGCGCGCCAUCCGCGGGGCGCUCAUCCGCCAGGGGGCCGCCUUCGCCGGCCGGCCGCGCUUCCCCUCCUUCCAGCUGGUGUCCGGGGGCCGCAGCCUGGCCUUCGGCGGCUACUGCGAGCUGUGGAAGCUGCAGCGCCGGCUGGCGCACUCCACCGUGCGGGCCUUCUCCACCGGCAGCCCGGCCCCGCGCCGCCUGCUGGAGCAGCACCUGCUGGGCGAGGCGCGGGCGCUGGUGGCGCUGCUGGUGCGGGGCAGCGCGGGCGGCGCCUUCCCGGACCCCUCGCGCAGCCUGGUGGUGGCCGUGGCCAACGUGAUGAGCGCCCUGUGCUUCGGCCGCCGCUACAGCCACGGCGACGCCGAGUUCCUGCGCCUGGUGGGCCGCAACGAGCAGUUCGGCCGCACGGUGGGGGCCGGCAGCCUGGUGGACGCGCUGCCCUGGCUCCAGCGCUUCCCCAACCCGGUGCGCGCCGCCUACCGCGCCUUCCGCCAGCUCAACCGCGACUUCUACGGCUUCGUGCGCGGCAAGUUCCUGCAGCACCGCGGCAGCCUGCGCCCCGGGGCCGCCCCCCGCGACAUGCUGGACGCCUUCAUCCGCCUGCAGCAGGCGCAGCCCCGGCUGCCGCUCGAGCACGUGCCCGCCACCGUCACCGACAUCUUCGGGGCCAGCCAGGACACCCUCUCCACGGCCCUGCAGUGGAUCGUCAUCUUCCUCAUCCGAUAUCCAAAGGUUCAGGUUAAAAUGCAAGAAGAAGUGGAUAGGAUUGUUGGCAGAGAUCGCUUGCCCUGUGCAGAAGAUCAACCUCAUUUGCCCUAUGUUAUGGCUUUCCUUUAUGAAUCCAUGCGUUUCAGCAGCUUUGUGCCAGUCACUAUUCCACAUGCCACCACAGUCGACACCUCCAUAAUGGGCUACUUCAUUCCUAAAGAUACGGUCAUAUUCAUCAAUCAGUGGUCAGUGAAUCAUGACCCAGAAAAAUGGUCCAACCCAGAGGAUUUUGAUCCAACAAGAUUCCUGGAUGAGAAUGGAUUCAUUAACAAAGAUCUUACUAGCAAUGUGAUGAUUUUCUCAUUGGGUAAACGUAGGUGCAUUGGAGAGGAGUUAUCCAAGAUGCAGCUCUUUCUCUUUACCUCCAUACUGGUACACCAGUGCAAUUUUAUUGCUAAUCCAAAUGAGGACUCUAAAAUGGACUUCACCUAUGGGUUGACCAUUAAACCUAAGCCAUUUACAGUUAAUGUCACUCUUAGGGAAACUAUGGAUUUGCUAGAUAAAGCUGUCCAAAGAUUGCAAGCAGAGAAAUCAGCAAAUCUAUGAACACUGAUGUUUGAAUAAAAUAUAUAAGGAUGCUCCCGCCUCUCUCUUUUUAGACUUAAAAUAAACUAAAUAAUAAUAUGCUGCACUGGUGAGCUGUUUGUAAUAUACCAAGUACCACAAAACACUGGGGAAUGGAAUUGCCCAAGCAUUAAGCAGGUCCUCUUUUUUAAUUAGAGGGAGAGAGAGAGCGUGCACGAGCGGGUGUGCGUCACGGGAGCCUUGUAAAUAUAUUAAGUACUGAAAUACAGGCAAAAAUGUGAUUUAAAAGUAAAUUUGUUUUUGGGUAACAGGCAGAAGAAAACAGUUAUUUUGACACCCUCCUCAUUAACUGCCUGGCUGGAAUGUCGCAGCCACUGCUUGGGAGGAGGGAUAGCUCAGUGGUUUGAGCAUUGGCCUGCUAAACCCAGGGUUCAGAGCUCAAUCCUUGAGGAGGCGAUUUAGGGAUCUGGGGCAAAAAUCUGUCCUGGGAUUGGUCCUGCUUUGAGCAGGGGGUUGGACUAGAUGACCUCCUGAGGUCCCUGCGAAACCUGAUAUUCUAUGAUUCUAUGAACCCUUUCCAUGUCUCAUUGCAGCUCUCUCAGCCCUAAUUUGCCUUCUAAGACUCUACAUCCCAAAGCGAAAUCUUGCGUGGAGAAAGAUGCCUAGAUGGUUGGAGCCAGAUUCUGCAAACACCCUAUACAGGGAACUGCCGUGGGCUCAUGUUGCAUCCUGGGACAUGCACUGGGAUGUGUUUCAGUGCCUUGACGCUAAACUUUCAAAUGAAGUUGGGUAAAAUGCCAAGCUUGCCUUUAACAUUCCAAAGUAUUUAAAGUAUGACUACAAAAAGACUUGUUUAUGAGCACAACAGAAUUUUGAAAUGUAUUUCAUAAUCUAUAUGUGAACAAAUGGAAAGUACUGAAAUUCAUUACAUCUCAAGCAGAAAGAUUAAAAGUGGUAAGUCACCAAAUGGCAGAUAUGAUAUAUAAGCCAUUAAUUUAUUCAUAAGCAGAAGCAAAGGUACUGAUCAAAGGAAAAAUAAUAGAUAUUUUCAUUAGGAAAACCUACUUAAGGAUGGCCUUUUAUGGUGGACUGUUUAUUUUCUCAGCUAAAAGCUUAUGCCUGAUUCUGCCAAUCUUUAGGCACAUGCCAACACUUAAUCACAUGAGCAGUCCCAUUAAAAUUCACAUAGGUUUGCAGGAGGACUUGUGUCUUAGAACUUUUGUGCCACUAAGAUCAAACAUGUGGAAUAGAUAUAGUUAUGUUCCUAUAAUCAUUCUAUUAGCUGGAGUUAAAAUUAUGCUUGUGAUCUUCAUCAUGUACUAUUAAUGUGGUCUACUUCUAGUAAGGACAUGAAACAAAAUAAUGGAAGUUUGGAUUACAUACAAUUAUUGGGGCCCAAUCAAGACAAUUUGAACAUUUUGUAGUUUGCAUUAUUUCACAAAACACUUACAUUUCAAAUAGCCUUGUGAUCAGCUGUUAAGUAAAACAUACAUGAGAAGUAUUUCAGUCUUGAACCACUCUGUAAUGGUUAUAUAGGAUAAUGAACAACACUCAGAGAACCUGCUUUUUAAUAUAUAAAAGUGCAGACCCUGCAAAGUGUUGGGCACCUCCUGUGAGAGACAAACCACCCUCUACUCUAAAUGAAAUCCAUGGGAGUUAGGGGCACUCAGCACAUUGCUUGAGGUGCAUAGACUAGUGCAAAAAUUAGACCCUAUGGUAUAUAGAGGAAUAUGGGCCUGGUGCUAUAAACAUGAAAUCAAUGGGACUACCUGAUGGAGUGAGGACUGCUCACAUGAAUAAAGAUUUGAAGGACUGAGCCAUAUAUUAUACAGUAGGUGACAAUCCUACCCCCUAUUGACAGCAAUGGCAAAAUUCACAGUGGUGUUGGAUGGAAGCAACGCUGAAGGCCUGAUCCUGAUCACACUGAAGUACAUAGGAGCUUUGCUAUUAACUUCAAAGGAAUCUGUAUCACGGUCUUUAAAGCAUUGCCCCCUAAACCUAGGUAGUAGGGACACACCCGACUCAGCUAUUUCAAAUCUCUGAUUUUGCAGGGAAUGUAUGUCCAUGUUUUUCAAAACUAAACAUUAAAAUAAAAAAAGGGGUAUCCCUCAGGUAUUUUGUGGACUACAUAAAAUCUUUGAUAUCCCAGAACUUAGCCUAUAUCUGUGAAAUGCUGUAUAACAUUCUUAACAUAUUCAUACUCAGAUCUAGACUAGAUCAACACAUUUUUCACUUAUACUUUUAUAUGUCCAUAAAAAAGGCUGUAACCUUCAACAGAAGAGUUAUUCUAAUUCAAGGAUCAUUGUUUUCUAUGUCAGUAAAAAAAUACCUUUUUUUGUAAUUUUAUACUUCUCCCAAAAGCUUUAAAAUAUAUAUCUGUCAUAACAUGACUGUCAUUCACACAGUCAAAAUUGAUUUGUGUGGAUGUCUAUGAUCAGGCGAUACACAGUAUAAAUGCUUGUCAAAUAUGUGCAUCAUACUAUCACUGUAAAAUUCUUCAAGUUUAUUAAUAUGCAGAUAGAAUGUAUGCAGUUCUUAAACAGCUAAUUUUAAGAUGGA
Mauremys mutica (yellowpond turtle) is the source of this 4925-nucleotide messenger RNA. RefSeq names its product cytochrome P450 1B1. Gene Ontology annotation, biological process: progesterone metabolic process; hormone biosynthetic process. The coding region runs from base 801 to 2387 and encodes 528 amino acids. Gene Ontology annotation, molecular function: steroid 17-alpha-monooxygenase activity; heme binding; iron ion binding. The record is from RefSeq and is a predicted model, not a curated record. The transcript has 3 exons. Lineage: Eukaryota; Metazoa; Chordata; Testudines; Geoemydidae.